This is a messenger RNA of Rhizoctonia solani, 666 nucleotides long. RefSeq names its product Zinc finger, C3HC4 type (RING finger) protein. The record is from RefSeq and is a predicted model, not a curated record. The coding region runs from base 1 to 666 and encodes 221 amino acids. Lineage: Eukaryota; Fungi; Basidiomycota; Agaricomycetes; Cantharellales; Ceratobasidiaceae. The transcript has a single exon.
AUGCGCAAUCUGCCUCUCCUCGUACAUUCGUUUCUUGGAAACCCUCUUGUUCUUCACCCCGCCACGUACGCUCCCAUGAUGAUCCUGUCGACCCGAAUCUCUCCAUACGCCGGUCCGUAUCUCGCCAUACCUCUCCUCCGUCCUCCGACCUUUCUUCUCUUUCAUGUCCGUUGGAAUCCCAUCUCAACGCUCACCUCCUCUCUACUGAUCAACCCCACUUACUCACUCAACGUUCUUCAUGCUCCGCUCUAUCCCCUCAUACAUCGACUCUACAGAUGCGGUCACAUCAUGUGCGGCUCCUGCCUCUACGGCGCACUAACAGCCCGCGGAGCACCCGCCCAAAAACUCUGCCCCGUCUGCCGAACUCCCAUCCCCGACGUCCAAUUCAUUCGUGCCCAAACUGAGAACCCCGCCCCCGCUACCCCUCCCCCUCCUCGUCCAGCCGCUCCUCAACCACGCACGACGCGUAAUGGAAUUAGACUUCCGACCGCCGGGAGGGACAUGGUCCUUUCCCAGACUCCGGAUAUCAGAGAGCAAGAACCGGAGGUGAUUGAUGUCGACGUUGAUAUGGAUGAACCGGCGAGAGUCGAGCCGAGGUGGGAUCCUGCGCGAUCGGGUGUGGUUGGGUUGGAGAUUUUGACUUUGGGAGUGGAUGAGGUUGUAUAG